Messenger RNA from Paracoccidioides brasiliensis Pb18, 2394 nucleotides. RefSeq names its product DNA repair helicase rad15. Gene Ontology annotation, molecular function: hydrolase activity, acting on acid anhydrides, in phosphorus-containing anhydrides; damaged DNA binding; DNA helicase activity. The transcript has 4 exons. Gene Ontology annotation, cellular component: nucleus. The record is from RefSeq and is a predicted model, not a curated record. Bases 1 to 2394 code for a protein of 797 amino acids. Gene Ontology annotation, biological process: positive regulation of mitotic recombination; transcription by RNA polymerase II; nucleotide-excision repair.
AUGAAGUUCUUUAUUGAUGACCUGCCUGUUCUAUUCCCAUACCCUCGCAUAUAUCCUGAACAAUAUGCGUACAUGUGCGAUCUCAAAAAGACGCUGGAUACCGGUGGGCACUGCGUUCUGGAGAUGCCGUCAGGCACUGGCAAAACUGUCUCACUUCUUUCCUUGAUUAUUGCAUACCAGCAGCAUAAACCCGAGCAACGAAAACUCAUAUAUUGCUCUCGAACAAUGUCCGAGAUCGAAAAGGCUUUGGCAGAGUUAAAAGCUCUUAUGAAAUAUCGUGCUCAGCAGCUGGGAUAUACUGAAGACUUUCGAGGUCUUGGUCUUACAAGUCGAAAGAAUUUAUGUCUUCAUCCCUCUGUGAAACGAGAGAAGAGCGGAACGAUUGUAGACGCUCGAUGCCGAAGCUUGACAGCAGGCUUUGUAAAAGAGAAGAAGGAAAGGGGAGAGGAUGUUGAGUUGUGUAUAUAUCAUGAGAAUCUUGAUCUGCUUGAACCAAGUAAUCUUGUCCCGCCUGGCGUUUUUACACUUGACGAUAUGAUUAAAUACGGAGAACAACAUAAGCAGUGCCCCUAUUUCUCCGUCCGUCGCAUGAUGCCGUUUUGUAACGUCAUUAUAUACUCCUAUCACUAUCUUCUCGACCCAAAGAUCGCCGAAAGAGUUUCGCAAGAGUUGUCAAAAGACAGCAUCGUUGUCUUCGAUGAAGCCCAUAAUAUUGACAACGUCUGUAUCGAAUCUCUGAGUAUUGAUUUGACAGAAGAUUCGUUACGAAAAGCUAGUCGUGGGGCAAACAACCUUGAACGUAGAAUUGAUGAAAUGAAGAGCUCGGAUGCAGAGAAGCUACAGAACGAAUACCAGAAGUUAGUUGAAGGCCUGAGGGAAGCUGAUGAAGCUCGUCAAGAAGAACAACUCAUGGCCAAUCCUGCACUACCCGACGACCUUCUGAAAGAAGCCGUUCCGGGAAAUAUUCGCAGAGCAGAACACUUUGUAGCUUUUCUAAAACGAUUUAUCGAGUAUUUAAAAACUCGAAUGAAAGUCACCCAUACCAUAUCCGAAACACCUCCCUCUUUUUUGGCUCACUUGAAGGAUUUGACCUUCAUUGAGAGAAAACCUCUACGAUUUUGUGCGGAACGUCUGACGUCUCUCGUCCGGACACUGGAACUUAUGAACCUUGAAGACUACCAGCCCCUCCAGCAGGUUGCUGCGUUUGCUACUCUGGCAGCUACAUAUGAGAAGGGCUUUCUUCUUAUCCUUGAACCCUUCGAAUCGGAUACAGCAACCGUUCCAAACCCUAUACUCCAUUUUACAUGUCUGGAUGCUGCCAUCGCCAUAAAGCCAGUUUUUGACAGGUUUAGCUCCGUCAUCAUCACUUCCGGAACACUUUCUCCCCUGGAAAUGUAUCCUAAGAUGCUUGGCUUCACAACCGUGCUACAAGAGUCGUACAGCAUGACGCUUGCUCGCCGGUCAUUUCUUCCAAUGAUCGUUACACGUGGAUCUGAUCAAGCACAGAUAUCCUCCUCAUUUCAAAUUCGGAAUGACCCAGGUGUAGUACGAAACUAUGGAAACUUGUUACUCGAAUUUUCUCGUAUAACGCCAGAUGGAAUUGUCGUCUUUUUCCCGUCCUAUCUCUAUAUGGAAUCUAUUAUCAGCAUGUGGCAAGGUAUGGGUAUAUUGGAUUCUAUAUGGAAUUACAAGUUAAUUUUAGUGGAAACUCCCGAUUCCCAGGAAUCUUCCCUUGCCCUCGAAACCUACCGAACUGCAUGCUGCAAUGGUCGAGGCGCAAUUCUACUUUGUGUGGCACGUGGUAAAGUUUCUGAAGGAAUCGAUUUUGAUCAUCACUAUGGUCGCACGGUAAUUUGUAUUGGAGUACCUUUCCAGUAUACCGAAUCUCGCAUCCUCAAAGCUCGAUUGGAAUUUUUACGUGAGAAUUACCGGAUUCGUGAAAACGAUUUUCUUUCCUUCGAUGCCAUGCGCCAUGCUGCGCAGUGUCUUGGACGGGUCCUUCGUGGCAAGGACGACUAUGGAGUCAUGGUGCUCGCGGAUCGCCGUUUUCAAAAGAAGCGUGCACAGCUCCCCAAAUGGAUAAGCCAGGCGAUGCUCGAAAGUGAGACGAAUUUGAGUACUGAUAUGGCGAUGGCAACAGCGAAGAGCUUCCUCAGGACUAUGGCACAGCCGUUCAAGUCAAAAGAUCAGGAAGGGAUUUCGACUUGGAGUAUAGCUGAUCUCGAGCGCCAUGUGAAGAAACAAAGGGAGGAGGAAAGCAAACGAUACAGUGAAGCGAUAGCCAAUAACCUGGAAGAGGUGACCAACGGAAAUCAAAAUCGUAAUGGAAGAGUAAUCGCGAUGGAUGAAUUCGACGAAAAUGUUGAUGAAGAACUUAUGAUGCUUGAUGCGUGA